Molecule: messenger RNA, 3493 nt
Organism: Betta splendens (Siamese fighting fish)
Lineage: Eukaryota; Metazoa; Chordata; Actinopteri; Anabantiformes; Osphronemidae
Product: dickkopf-related protein 3-like
Exons: 5
Coding region: 2720-3310 (196 amino acids)
Biological process (GO): multicellular organism development; negative regulation of canonical Wnt signaling pathway
Cellular component (GO): extracellular region
Molecular function (GO): receptor antagonist activity; co-receptor binding
Source: RefSeq, a predicted model, not a curated record
AUCACUAGAAUCAUGGCCGCCCCUGUUCUGGCUGUAAUGGUAUAUUCCACAAUUGAUUACAAGGUGUUUCCCAUAACAUAAUCAAUGUCCAAACAUCAGUCCGUUUUUUCCUUCAAGCACGUAACAUCAAAAUUGGACAGUCCACGUGUGCAGCCGUCGCAUGCAGCACAUGUCCUCAAGAUGGUUCCUGUGGAAGUGGAAGGAGCCUCGACGUGUGCUGAGCAGAUCCACUGUGUGGAUGUGGAGCAUGGACGUGGCAGCUUGGUCGUCAUGCCGACGCCAACAGGCACCACCACCACCGGUCGGCCGUCGCUGAUUCAUCGCCGUGGUGAUUUAUUUCUGACUGGAGAGAUCGGGCCGGAGUCGGCUGCACAGGCGGGAUAAUAAGUCUCCUGAAGCUGACGUCCAAAGGCCAGAAAGCGAACGUGACGAGGAGGCAGGAGAAGCAGAUGGAGGGAGUAGAAGAGACACGAGAAGAAAUCCCCUCAACACCCAAACGCUGUCGUGUGCUCUGCUUCUGCACAUGUGGCCGCUUUCCUGCAGGACAUUUGUUAUGAUGCUAAUAAAUAAUAAUAAUUGGCACUAAUGUGCUCCCCGUUCCUUCCAUAUGUGCUGCUUUCUCCUAAGAAGUGGCUCGAGGAGGACACGGGCUGUUUCCUAUUAAAAAGGGAGUCACACUUUGCCUUGUUCCAAUUGAAAACAGGCUGCAGAGACCAACACACGAGACGGAACCAGAAACGCUGCUGGAGCUUUUGACCGCGGGUUUGGUUGGCGUGAGCCCGGUUCAAACUGUGAGCUGGUCCCGGUGCCAGGAGCGAGUCUUUAGGAUUACUGCCACCGAGCACGCAGCUGUGGCGUCGGGCAUGGCUCCAUCACACGGGCUGAACAUCGUUACUGGAACAUGACCCAAGCCUUUAGUGGCACCGGUGCUGGGGAUUCCCAGCGAGGGCCUGGAAACGCGCUGAAGCGCAACUCACAGACACUGUUCUGUUUUCGAUGACUCAGGUGAAUCCAGUUAAUCAGGUCAGCAGAUUGGGAGAGGCACUAAGUGAGACGUUAAAGGGCUUUUUUGUACGUGUUUAGGCAGUUUUCUCCAGUUGUGUGGUUCAAAUCUUUUCUUGUUAACCAGAGUUGGAUCUGAUGCUUUUUACAUUAUUGUCUUCAUUUCACCCGUCACUUGGCUUCAUGAGCUGUAAGUGAAUCCAUGGAAGUCUGGAAGCUGUGGAAUGUCUGCCCACCAACACUGAGAAACGACCCGGAGGCAUUUAUAGCACCUUGUUGUACUGUGGCUUCAGCUCGAAGCUGGAAGUGGGUGAAUGUUAGAACACUCUGUAACUCUGCGUCGACUCCAGACAGUUGUUUGCUUGUUUUUCUCUUUGUCCCCUCGUCGUUGCAUGGGGUCUCGUGUGACUACACCCGUUGUGGCUCUGAGCGUGUUUUUGUUUUCACGGUGGUGGGAAGGCAGGCUCCCCUUGCCCUCCACCAUUCACCGCUCUCCGCGGGGGGUCAGGGUCCAUUAGAAUGGGCUAACAUCACCCCGGCCGCUGUUUUUGUUUGUCCCUAAUUCUAAGACUCACAGUGAUGUUGAUUGUGACAGCGAGCACAUUCAUUACGAACGUCAUUAGCGGAGUCAUUACCACUGAAAGAGCGUGUUAUGGGCUGUUUGGAGACAGUUAUCUGCUGGUAACGCUGGGUAGAUAAGGGGGGGGGGGGUGCUGUUAGUACAGAUGUAAAACAACACUCCCUGUUUGAGGAAUGUCAGGAUUUGAGUCGUCAUUGAAGCCAAAGUUGAUCCAGCUACAAAUGUCCAGGUUGAGUUACUUCCGCAAACAUUGACUCCGAGCUCUCAGUGCUCUCCCUGACAUAUGAAUAAGAAUAGUUCAGCGCCUCUAGUUGCAUAAUCACAUUACAAUACGUAUUUACACAUUACUAACUGGCCCAGCUGCUGCUUUGUUCCUCCUGAAUGACCGUCAAUUUGUCUGUUCGCUUGAUUAUCUAAGGAUUUAACUUCCUUGGGAUGAGAUGAUCCCCACUUCUCAUUUUAAAUGUUAACAAACCACAGGCUGCUCCGUAGUCUCAGUUUUGGCUCGUAAGCGUCAGAAAAUGAACAGACUCUGAUUUGGACCUUCCUCCACUUGCUCCUCUUGUCCCUGAGCACUAAUGACUGAUGAUAAUUACAUUUAAUGAGAUCAUGGGGUCGUCUGCGGGGUGCACUCCUGCUAAUUGCUCUCAGUGUGGGGUCUGAGUGGGAUGGGGGGGUGGGGGGCAGAGGGUGGACCGGGCCACGUUACCUGUCACUCUGAACAGCGUUUGUCAUUGUUGGCUCCUCUGGCGGAGGGGAGCGCAGAUAGCGGCGUCUGUCUCUGCUCUGAGGGCAGAGGCUGUUAUCAGCCCAUCGCAUCGGUCCAUAAGCCACCCCCCCCCCCCCCCCACACACACCCCCAGCGCUGCUCGGCCCCUUUCUCCUACCAGACGACUGGUCAUUUCGCCACUGCCCCGUGGCUGCGGGGGGCGACCCCUGCAAUUCAGCUAAUCCAUUAGCAACUAAUUGCCCCCUCCUGCCCCGUUGCUGGUGGGGGAUGUCAAGUCAUGGUGACCUAUAAAAGUCACGCUUGAGGAGCAGCCACUGUCACUGUCUGGAUACCUUCACUCCUCCACUGGACUGUCUGUUUCUUUCUUUCCCAUCUUGUUGUUGGUGUUUUGGUACAUUUUGUACAAAAUGUCGGCCAGUUUGUGCGUCGUCUGCCUGUUCCUUUGCUGCUCCUGUGCUGAAGCUCACAUCUGGGCCUGGAUGCUGAACAUGCCACACAGCGCUCCCAAGGAAGAAGCCAAAGCACUUCGAGAGAGCGUCCCAGUGGAUAAACCAGCGACGGCUGUGUGUGAACACGACCGGACCUGUGGACGCGGCUUCUCCUGCGACCGUCACUUCGGCCUGUGUGUUCCUCUGCGAGGCGAAGGCCACUACUGCCGCCGGGACGCCCAGUGCGUGCGCGGCCUCAGCUGCAUGUUUGGGAAGUGCCACCGCAGCAUCCCCAAUGGACAAGAGGGGGCCAGGUGUAAAGUGGACCGGGACUGCGGGGCGUCCAUGUGCUGUGCCCGGCACCACGGCGAGCAGGUUUGCAAGAGGCGCCUGGUCCGUGGCGAGAGCUGCUACGUGCCCGACGGCGGCCUGGCGUUCAGCAUCAACCAGAUCUGUCCGUGCGAUGAGGGGCUGCUGUGCCGGGAAACCAGCGCGCCGCUCCAGAGAGAGAAGGAUUUUAUUUACCAGCCAGAACGAACAAGCUGGACCUGCCAAGUACCCAGACCUUAAUACUGAGCCGUUUCAUCAUGUAAAUAUCUUGUACAGUAGAAAUGUUCAUAUAUAGAAAUAUAUAAAUGUCCUUAUUGAUAUGACAAAAGCACUAUUGUUCCCUUUGUAUAUCUUUGAAUAUCUACAUCUCCUUCACUUUAAAGGAUAAAAAAUAUUUUUAAAAAGAACAUUAUGUUGUGUUUU